Messenger RNA from Plasmodium vinckei vinckei, 978 nucleotides. Its product is annotated as conserved Plasmodium protein, unknown function. Bases 1 to 978 code for a protein of 325 amino acids. The transcript has 4 exons. The record is from RefSeq and is a predicted model, not a curated record. Lineage: Eukaryota; Apicomplexa; Aconoidasida; Haemosporida; Plasmodiidae.
AUGCUAGGGAAAAGGAAACUUGCUGAUACCCAACCCCAAAGAAAGAAAAAAAACUGGGCUGAAGAAUUAGAUAGCGAUUCAGAAGAUAUUGAUUUAGACUAUUUAAAUAAUUUAGACGAGAAUGAUAAAAUUCAAUUAGAAGAGGUAAGUGACAAGGAAGAAGAAUUGUUAGAAGAGGUAGAAAAAGAAGAGAACACAGAAAAUAAAGAUGAAUCACAAAAUGAGGAUGAUGCAAUAAAUGACAGCAAUAAUAAUAAAAAUAAAAAACGGCGUUAUGAUUGGAUGAGUAGUGACGACGAAGAUAUACCAAGUGAUGAUGAAGAAGAAUACAUUGAAGAAAAUGAUGAUAUUGAAGAUUCUGAUAAUAAUAGAGAGAAUCAGAAAUAUAAAAAUAGAAAGGAAGAAAAUAAUGAUGAUGUUAAAAAUAAUUAUAAUAAUCCUAUAGAUGGAUAUAAAAAGGAAAUUAACAAAAUUGAUGAUAUUGAAAAUGCGGAAAAUGAAAUAAUUGAAAAUAUAAAUAAAUAUUCAAUAGAUCAAAUAGACAUAAAAUUCGAAGAAAUUGAACAUAUUGUAACUUAUGUAUAUUUUCAUAAUAUUCAUUUUGAUUGUAUGACAGAAAAUUUAGUUACAUUUUUAGAAAAUCAUACUAAGAAUAAGAUUAUACAAAUUAAUUCAGAUAAAUCAACCAAUCAUGCAAUUAUAUAUAAAUAUGAUGAAAAAAAUGAUGACAAAGUUGUCAUAAAUAAGUUUUCCCAUUAUGGAAAAUUGUUUGUUCAUGUUAAAAAUUAUCAAGAUGUUCUUAGGCUCCUGAAAUUAAAUGAAACACAAUUCAUGGGGAGAAUAAUCAAAUCGGCGCAAGCAUACCGGAAAAAAGAUUGUUUUUUUACUUUGCAAACACCAUCUCAUUACAAGUAUUUUAUCCAGGUUGCAGUUAAUGAAAAAAAUAAAAAUAAUUCAAAUAACACAUGGUUGAGAUAA